AUGCCAGCCCGACGCACAGUUGGAUCUUUGUUCCGUUGUUGCAUGCUGCCGUUGGCAGACUACAGCCCGAAUGCGAGCAGCAAUGGGCGAGUCAUGCGAGCUUGGGAGCCUUGGCUAGUCUCGACCCUUUCUCUGCCGAGGAUGUCUUGCUGCAACCUUCUAAUGUGUUCCACAGCCCGCCAGCUUUUUGCAAAGCGCUACGCCGGGCCAUCACUGUUGCUCUCCACCUUGUCCGCGAUGCUUCGGGUGCCAGUCCCUCCAGCCAGACGCUGGCGUCCCCAGCUCUCGCCCGUGCUUGGAAAGUGUGAUUGUUUCUGCCUCGCAUGCUCUUGCUCCGACCAGCACAAUCACCCAGGGUUCGCAGCAUUUUUCCAAGGCGACUGGGGCAGCUUGUUGCAUGCCGCCCUCGACGAGGCUGGUGCGGUCGGCCUGCAACCCAGUGAUGACACCACAGCGGAACCGAAGCGGACAGAAGCAGAACCAGAGACGAUAACUGGGACCGGGGAGGAGCCAGGGUAUCCUCAUGCACCAGUUGCGCUUGAUCGAGCUGCCCUGCUCACCAACCUGCGCCGCGCGCGCAAACGCUCCGCACCAGGGCCCAGUGCAUUUGCGGGCGACAUGCUCCGCCUCAUUCUGGAUGACGAGGAGGCCACGCUUGCGUUUGGGGAUGUUGCAACCCUGUUUCGAUCGUCGCAGCAAUCCACCUGGGACGAUUGGUUGCCCUUCGCAAGCCCUCUGGGGGCGCCCAUGGGCGCCCGCGGGCUAGUCGUCGGCGACCUGCUGCGGAGGCUUGUCGCUCGCACCUUGGCUCAACAAUUCUCGAAACAGCUUGAUGCAGCUUGCCACCAGUAUGCACUGUCGACGAGGACAGGAGCGGAGGCGCUCCUCCAAGGCUCGCAGCCCGCAGUCGAUACUACGCUCGUGUCCCCUUUGACCUCUGCUGGUGCCCCCCGCAGGGCAGCUGGUCGCACUGCCGGCGCUGCACUUGCACUCGCGCGCAAAGCCAAGGAGCGCACCUACCCUGAGCUCCGACAGUCUGCCCGAUGCAAGCUCGUCGUUCUCGCUCUCGAGCUCGGCGGCCGCUGGAGCACUGAAGCUGCCACCUUUGUCAAACUCCUUGCGCGCCUCCGCGCGAUGGCCGUGCCUGCCUCCUCUCGCGGUCCCAGCAUUUCUGCAUUUGCAUCAUUUGCCUCUCGCUGGUCAGCCGUGCUUUCCUUUGCGGCUGCCCGGGCCUUUGCAGCAAGCCUCCUCUCCUUGCCCCUUGGCGGCACUGCCAAUGUCGAUGGCGAGUCUCCACUGCUGAGCGACAUCCUCGCUGACUCUUCCCUUGAGCCGCCCCUUGCAAGCCGCAUGCCCUAG
Messenger RNA from Symbiodinium sp. CCMP2592, 1359 nucleotides. The record is from the annotation of a GenBank genome assembly. NCBI's taxonomy places the organism in Eukaryota, Dinophyceae, Suessiales, Symbiodiniaceae.